GAAUAAUGCAGUAGGGAGGUGUGGAGGCCACUGGGCGUGUGCAUGGAAAGAUUAAAAAAAAAGAAAAAAAAAACCCACACAGAGGUAGUUCCUCCUCCUCCACCCGUUCUCGUUCCACUCCCCCUCCCCAUGUGCUCCCAGCCCCCUAGCUGACGACCGCACUGCAGAAGGUCAGAGAGAGGAGAAGAGGAGAGGAAGAGGAGGCUGAGGCAGAGACGGGCAGGGGCGGGAGUGGCUUGGAUGUACACGAACAUGCCGAGAGGAGAGCCAGCUGACAAGCCAUGACAACCAUGCUGAGUCCCAAGAUCAGACAGGCCAGAAGAGCCAGGUCCAAAAGCAUGGUGAUGGGCGAGGUGACUCGUGGCUCCUGCCAGCCGGCUUCGCCCAGCCUCCAGGAGGGGGCGCUGAAAGCUGGCUGGCUGAAGAAGCAGCGCAGCAUCAUGAAGAACUGGCAGCUGAGGUGGUUCGUGCUGCGGGCAGAUCAACUAUUUUUCUACAAAGAUGAGGAGGAAACCAAACCACAGGGCUGUAUACCACUGCAGGGAUGCCAGGUGAAUGAACUUACGGCAAACCCAGAUGAACCAGGAAGACACCUGUUUGAGAUUGUUCCAGGUGGAGCAGGAGACAAGGACCGUGCACCAAUCAGCCAUGAGUCCUUCCUGCUCAUGGCCAACUCCCAGACAGACAUGGAUGACUGGGUCAAGGCCAUACGACGGGUCAUCUGGGCGCCGUUUGGUGGAGGGAUAUUUGGCCAGCGAUUAGAGGACACGGUGCUGUAUGAGAAGAAGUUGGGCCCUCGGCUGGCCCCCCUGCUGGUGGAGCAGUGCGUGGACUUCAUCAGGGAGAGGGGCUUGGAUGAGGAGGGUCUUUUCCGAAUGCCGGGGCAGGCCAACCUGGUCAAAGAGCUGCAGGAGGCUUUCGACUGUGGCGACAAGCCCCUUUUUGACAGUAACACGGACGUUCACACGGUGGCGUCUUUGAUGAAAUUGUACCUGCGAGAGCUGCCUGAACCUGUCAUUCCCUUCUGCAAAUAUGAAGACUUUCUAACAUGCGCACAGCUUUUGGCCAAAGAUGAGGAGGAGGGGGUUCAGGAGCUUGGAAAGCAAGUUUACACACUACCUCUGCCGAACUACAAUCUCCUCAAGUACAUAUGCAAAUUCCUUGAUGAAGUCCAAUCUCACUGUAAUGAAAACAAGAUGAGUGUUCAGAACCUGGCCACAGUGUUCGGACCAAAUAUCCUUCGACCCAAGAUGGAAGACCCAGUGACCAUCAUGGAGGGUACCUCUUUAGUCCAGCACCUAAUGACGGUCCUCAUCAGGGAACACAACCGUUUGUACUCAGGGAGGGACCAGGAGGGCCUGAACGUACCCCAAGCGGAGCAUCCCUUUCAGGUACAUCAGCUCCACAACCGCAGCCUCGGUGCCUGGAUCUCUGAAGAAGACCUGCAGAGCUGCCCCGUCCCCAACCCGGAACAAGAACUGGACAGCAGCGCCUCGUCACUCGAUGCUAAACUGUGUGCUGCCGUCACGCCCACGCAGACCCCGAACCCCGUCCCGAAAUUAGGUUCUUCUUCGACGAAAGCUGAUACGGUGGUCAGUCCGAGUAAACAAGCCAAGAGUUUACCUUCUUGGAAGUACACUUUUAAAAGCUCCUCCGCGCCUCGUUCUCAGCCGCAGGCUAAGCAGAGCGGAUCGGUGCCGGACCCAAGCGGCGUGUCCUCCGGGGGGGGAAGCAGUAACUGGCUGAUGAACGGUUUGUCCUCUUUGAGGGGCCACAGGCGCACGUCCUCAGGUGAAAGGUCAACACGCGACAGGGACUCAACCGGCUCCUCCCAGAGACUUUCAACCUAUGACAACGUCACGUCCUCCUCCAGCAUGGGAAGUGUCCAGAGUGUGGCCAGCACACCCUGGUCUACUUCCUCCUGCGAGAUCUCGGGGCCAGACUCAGGAAACGGUGAGCAGAACUGCGGAGUCGUGAGUGAAAGCGCAGAUAAAGCGGAUUGGACGGACGCUCCAAGGGAGGCGGCGCGACGACGGGACGGGGAUGUGAGCGCAGAUCCCGGCUCUGAGCGGGACAGCUGCGAGGCCAUGGAGCUCUGCAGCAGCAGCGCCGCUUGCAGCGAGAACGGCAACGUGAGCACGGCCGCCGGAGUCCCAUCCAUCGUCACGUCUGAGGAUGGGGACGGGACCGAUGUCUCGCUGGGCAGUCUGGUGGACGGCCUGAAGGACCAGCUUCACAAACAGAAGGCUGCCUACGAGGCCCGGAUCAAAAAGUUGGAGGAGUCCAGCGCUGCCUUGUGUGCACACCUGGAGCAUCUGGAGCAGGAGAAGAAGAGGCAGCGCAUGCUGGAGAUAAAACUACGGAACUCUGAGCGCGCUCGCGAGGAUGCCGAGAACCGCAACAAGCUCCUGGAGAAAGAAAUGGAGGAUUUCUUUGCUACUCUCGGGGAUCUGACCACGACGACGAGGACCAGCGAUAUCUGACAGGCGGGUCGGCAAAGGACUCACGUCUUCGUUGGGAAGAAGAGAAGAGGUUUGUAAGCAAACAAAAAGGUGAGCUCAUUCAAGCGACCAAACUGAAGCACGUAUCAGGAGUUAUUUCUGCAAUGUGGACACCCCGAGGUGUGCGUUACAAGAAUGGACGUUCAUUUUGAGUGCAGCAGAGAGGCGUGGAGUAGAAGGAGCAGUUUUAUCCUAAGCGUGGAGCUUGCACUGCAGCUAGAAGUUCCUCUACUCUAGGGGUCGGAAAUGGAGGGAUUCCGGUUCUGAGAGCCUCUUCCAGACAUCACCCGGGGUCAACAUUCUUCGAUUUUCACUCGGACAACAAUAUUGAGGGCGUGCCAAGAUGGCUUUACUUUUAGCGCCCUCUACAUUUUGACGCGUUUCACAAAAUAAAGAUGACAAUGGGAGCCGCAACCAUC
This is a messenger RNA of Nerophis ophidion (straightnose pipefish), 2920 nucleotides long. RefSeq names its product rho GTPase-activating protein 22 (gene arhgap22b). The transcript is spliced from 10 exons. Gene Ontology annotation, molecular function: GTPase activator activity. NCBI's taxonomy places the organism in Eukaryota, Metazoa, Chordata, Actinopteri, Syngnathiformes, Syngnathidae. The record is from RefSeq and is a predicted model, not a curated record. Bases 282 to 2483 code for a protein of 733 amino acids. Gene Ontology annotation, biological process: activation of GTPase activity; signal transduction. Gene Ontology annotation, cellular component: focal adhesion.